Anopheles darlingi is the source of this 6615-nucleotide messenger RNA. RefSeq names its product GTPase-activating protein skywalker (gene sky). NCBI's taxonomy places the organism in Eukaryota, Metazoa, Arthropoda, Insecta, Diptera, Culicidae. The transcript is spliced from 10 exons. The record is from RefSeq and is a predicted model, not a curated record. Bases 2601 to 4406 code for a protein of 601 amino acids.
GAUACUUUUAAUGCACAUCACAAGCGAAUAGCUGUUCGCAUGUUUGAUCACAAGCACACUAACGUUUGCAUUAUUGUACCCUUUAAACACGAAUACCUCUCUUCUAGUGCACAAAGAUGAUUUGGGAGAGAGAGUGCAGGAAUGUAUGCAUUAUUUUGCUGCAUGUGGUAAAUCACGAUCGCUGAGAAUAUACUAUGUAAACAAAAUAAAAACAUGUCACAGAUACUGGCACGCUUUACAAUUCGAUGUAUUAGCAUUGGAAAUAGAAAAAAGCGAUGAUCAGUGCGGCACAACGAAGUUGAUGAACAGCGAACAUGUUAAGAUGUGCAAGGUACAGGCACGUUUGGACGGAUUCUGCGAUGGUGUAGACGUUUCGUUUCUACUUACACCAUGUAAAGGUAGCUGUUCGAACGGUCGUCAGAGUUCCUACGUGCCAGUGGUAUAACAAACCAUUCGACAGCGCAGUUAAAAAAACAUUAGUUCGGGAACUUCAAACGAAAGCCCUGCGUACAGUAGCUAAACGAUAAACAAUUGUACAUCUUCAAUAUUUUGUGUGAUAGGUGUCAUGAGAGAACAUUUUAUUGAUAGUUACCCUUUAGCUAACUGGAAUAUUCGAUUGAGUGUUUACUUAUCGUGUAGUGACUUGCACGGUAGAUACGGAUGCAGCUAUGUUUGAGUUAUACAACAUUGCUUGUCGUCAUAGUCAUCUCUAUUGGUGUUGGUUGACUAUGCGUGCUAGGGCUGAGCUAGAUUAUUUAUAGUCCCGAGAUGUAUGUUUCCCACACACUUCCUCAACCACUUACCAAAACUUAAAUUCUUUUCCCUGAAUCUUGGAAUAAAAGCACAUUUACUUGGUCGUAUAUUAUUGGAAUAGCAUUUGAUAGCUAUUAAAUUAAAUUAUUUGCUUUCUUUGUAUUUUUCGACUCCAUUUUACAUUUACGGAUUGUUGUACAGCUAAAAAAUGAUCCAGAGUAAUGGUUGAACACGUUUAUGAGUUAUGUGCACGUGAUAAACGUCGGUACAAAUGCAAUGUGAAACUACUGUGCAUCAUCCGUUCGUUAUUGCUCGAAUAUACAAUACAUGAAACAAGUUAGGCCUUACAUCAUGGGUACACAUUUAAUCUUUUAUAAGAAAGAAAUGUAGUGAUUUAUAAAUUAAAUUUGAAGGCGAAAUUAAAUUAACCUGAUUUACACACAAAAGAGUGAUCAUGUUUCGCGACACGUUUUGUUGGGAAGAAAGGGUGACAGUUUUAACUGAAUAUGCAACUUUGAUGAAAAAGGAUCAUGUUACGCCCGAAUGAUUCAUGUGCACAUUCUGACACGCGCAUUGUGUCACGCGCCUGAAGGCGCCACCACUGAGGCUAGUAGAAAAUUGUAAACAUUCAUGUUCAUAAGGCUUUUUUUGUCCGUAGGUGCGUCGUAUGCAUUUUACAGCAAUUAUAUGGACGUUAUUUAUCUAUUGCCUUGCCAUUUAAUUGCAACAAUAUUACAAUGCAAUUCCAUCCCACAUACGUACGUUAUGCUUCGUAGAACGUUUUGAACAUGGUAUUGAAAAGGUUAUUAAUAAUUGUAAUUUUGUGCUGGUAAAUGGAUGCUAGAGCAACAUUUGUGCCAUACUAAAUGCGAAUAGUGAAUCCUUGAGAUUCAGGAUAUUUGCUGUCUAGUGUCCCGGGGACCCUGUGUUAUUUACAAAAGAUCAAGAUUGAAGUUUACUGCCGGCUUUGUAAACAUGAUAUAGAAUUCUAAACAGUCAAAAGUGGUGAUUGUACUUCUAGCAGUGCGCUGGAAAUGUGAUUGACACCAUGAUUGAUAGAGCGCUUAUCAAUCGUUUCCCAUUGAUGGUGUACAAUAUUCAAACAAGGAUGCCCAAUACGAACGGAGAAUGGUGUUAAGUAUGUGCGUGAUAACCAUUUUCACUGUUCACUGUACUCAUACAUGAAGACGACCGAUUGAAGAUCGAUCUUCACACCCGUUUCUGUGGCUAAAUAGACGCAGUCAAUCGGUAGAACUCUAGUGGUCUCUUACCUCAGGUGACAGGAUUUAGCAGCGCUAUUAGUAGAAAUCAGCAGACUAGUUUGCACUAUACAACAGUGACUGUAUGUAAAUGACUGCGGCAAAAUGUCUUUUGCUCAGUUUGUCUACGAAUGUACUCAAGUGAUUCACUCAACCUUCUUGUCCUUUAAGCUUUCGUAGAAUUUGUACAAGAAGCGUUUUGAUAUGUUUGAGUACGAUAGAUGGUAGUUUUGGUUGACUUUGAAUUUGAGUAUACAUUGUUUCACUCGGUGUGUGUUAACUAUUUCGACUUAUAUCAUCAGUGAAAAUAAAAAUGUGUAAAAUUCGAUUACCAGAUAAUAGAGUAUUGAUGAAAUGGUCGUAAACUAUGACAAAUAAGUCUAGCUUUGAGGUUUGUUUUGAAUGUUCUGAAAAAAAAUAUGUGCAUAUUAGUGAUGCAAAUAUCUGUGACGAAAGAUAGAGCCAGAGAGCCUCGAUAGUGCAAUAUGCGCAGCAAACUUUGUAUUGUGAUAAUCAAACGAAACUAGUGGAAGCGAAUUCAAAAAUUUUGAAAACCAGUACCCUGUAACAGUACAUUUUAUCAACAAAAUGGUGGCCAAAACGCCAGAGGGUAUAUCGUUGGAAAAUCUCUGUAAAAGAGCAUCGGUUUACAUAGAUCCAGAUUGUGACUUAUAUUUGGAGCUCCAGUACAUACAAUCGUCCAAACUUGCCAAAUGCUCUUGUUUCAAUGUGCAGUUGCUGACAUCCAAAGGGAAGAAACCAAAUUUGAAAACUUUUCAAGACGUUCAUGCUCUGAUUCAGCAAGGAAAAAAGCGAGAAACCAAGAUAGUGCUAAGAGAAAAUUCAUGGCCUACCAAUUCACCGAUACGCUCUCAAUUAUGGCCAGCAUUGUGCGCGCAGCAUCACGUUGGCAAGACAAUGUUGGACGGGUUCUAUUGGGACAUGGUGAAUCAGGUAUUCGGUACGACCGAGCUUCCCGAAAAACCCAUCAUGUUGCCACCUUUUGUCGAUUCCACGCACUGUCUACCGUAUCAUCUGACGCGGAAAGGUCGCGCUGUGGCUGAUCGAGUUGUUAGCGUCCUUGGCUACGCCUGUCCUGACAUUACCUACAGUCCAACGCUAUAUCCUAUUACCUCAAUUUUGUUACACUUUAUGUCAGAAGAGGAAUGUUACCAUUGUAUGGCAAGUUUGGUUGCUCCAAAAGAAAAGGUGUUUAUAACACAAACAAAGUUACUGUAUGAAGUCACUUGGAAGACUGUGAUGCAAAUAGCCAAAAAACAUGCGAAAUCUGCCGUAAGCUAUCUUUCAACCAUAUGCAACGGACAGAAGCCGGAAUCCCUCUUCAUGGAUUGGUGCUGGUGGAUACUUGGAGGACUACCUUUUCCUCAUCUCGUUCGAGUGAUGGAUUGCUUUUUUCACGAAGGAAUAAAAGUAUUCUAUCGUGUAUCUUUAGCAAUUCUAAUUUUAUUUCACAAGCAUGCAUCAACCAACAGUUCCGAUUGGGAUGCCGAUGCGAUUAAAAAUGAUAUCGAUAAUGCGCUCCCAAAGUUCUGUAAGCAUAUACCUGUUUCGCCGACGAAACUAUUACGAACGGCUUUUAGUAUAAGAGCUCUUAGUUCUACCUACAUAUCUAGAGUUUUUUUAAAGACUGAAAUGCUACUAAAGAGUAAGUCUGUUCUUAGUGGAACAAAACAAAUGGUAAGAUCUCGUUCUAGCGAUAAUUUACCAACAAGUCAAUCCCAGAUCAACGUACAAAUGAUGUCCCACACCUUAACAAUAAGAGAGGGUGCUCACUCUCCUGAUGUGCGAGUUUUAUCGAUGGGGGUUUUCCCCAUUCAAGCAAUAAAAACUAAUGUUUGUGAUCAGGAUACUCUAUUUACUCUAUGGUCUUGGCUGCCCGUAAGAAUUACGAUGUAUCAACCAGUGUUGCUAUACACAACAGAAGAACAUGGAUGCUCCUUGACAACGUUUUAUGUACGAGUUGAACAACAUGAGCCAACACUUCUUAUGAUUAAAACUUGCAACAACGAAGUGUUCGGUGCUUAUUGUUCGUCAAGAUGGUAUGAACGCAACUUGAAAGAUGAUCGCGGCCAGCGUCAAGCUUACUUUGGCACCGGUGAAACGUUUCUGUUUUCACUGUAUCCUGAACGAGCAAAGUAUCCGUGGGUCGGUAUAGAAGGGGACACGGGGCUCGGACACGCCUCUGAGUUAUUCAUGGCUGCAGAUUCAAAAAUGAUAACUAUCGGAGGAGGAGAGGGGCAGGCCAUAUGGAUGGAUGAAAAUAUACGAUUCGGUAAGACCGAUCGGUGCCAAACCUUCAAUAAUCCGCCACUUUGCGCUUCGGGUGAUUUCGAAAUUCGCGUGCUCGAAGUUUAUGGUUUUGUGGGUGCAUAAAACUUUGAAAGGAGCAAAAACGGUAAAUCGCCUGUGCGCCGAGUUGACUUAUUGUGUACAUCAGUAAUAAUUAGUAAACACAUUGUAAAUCUACAAGCAACUUUAAAUUAUCCAUUUACUUGCGAUUUAGACCUUGAGAAGAGAGCAAUGUUUUCCAACACUAAAUUUAUACAACAUUCUGAUCAAACAUUAUGUUGAUAUGGAACGAAUGAUGUGUCUGAUUAGACGAUUAUGUUAAGCGAAUCCUAGAACAUAUCUUGUUCUGGUUUGCUGUAUAGUUAGUUGGGUGAAAACACUCUUGACACCCGUGAGGUAGGGUACGUUUUGCUUGAUGGAACAUUUUUAAGGGAACUUGUGGAUUACAACGCAUUUCACAUGAAGAAAACUCGUUCAUAGCCAUUCAUAAUUGAUUAAUCAGUUCAUCAGAAUUUAUAGACACCAUCUGAGAACCAUCACCAUCAGAAUUGUGGUUGCAUAACCAAAACAUUAAUAAAAAAGCUAGAUGGUAUAAUCGUAAGGCUGAGACUCACUUCUCUGUAGCUAACAGUUAUCAGUUCUACGUCUCUAUUAUGAGAGCUCGGAAAGAUAUGAUUUUGUGCAAUGAGCAUGUUUCCUUUAUACAUCGAAACAAACUAUAGUAUUUUUUGACAAAUAGUUUUGCCAACAGUGUAAGUCAUAUCUAAUGUGUUUGAUAGUGAAAUGUGUAUUUAGAUAAACCUCAAAUAGAAUGACUUGAUACAACGAAUGUGCAGCGAUUUGAAUGAUAAAAUAUACAGCGAUUUAAAUGACGAAACGUAUAUAAUACUAAAUUCCUUGCUUAAAUAAAUUGCCAUAAUCAGUGCACAAUCACUAUAGAAGCAACUUGAUGCACAUAUAAUUCAUCCCAUACUUGUAGAAAGGUUUACUGAACAUUAACGCAGAAGAUUUAAAAUCUUUACACGAGCCCAUUCGAAAUCUGAAGCACGGCAUAUAACAAAACAUUCCAUUUGGAAAAUAUGUAAAUUUCUUGACAAACGAGGAGGUACUAUUGAGUAAUGCCAGUCCUGAUCACUGAAAUAUAAAUUCUGUACAACGUUUUGCCUGCUAUUGGAUACAAUUGAUGUUAAAUGUCGCUUCGCGUCUUGCAUGCAUACCACUUGCAUAAUAGACAUAAUAUUGUUAUUGAAUAUUGAAAUAUUUAAAUUGUUCAAUGGAUUUUUUAAAUACUCUGAAUUAGUGAUUAUAGCGUCGUCGUUGUUUAUUUCAUAAUCCUUGCAACAUAACAUUUCUAAGUGUUUCAUGUGAAUUGCUGCUUAUUGCUUAAACCAAACGGUAUCUAGGAAAGAUUGUUGCCUCCCACCAUGCAUGAAUGGACUAAAUACCAAAAGUUACAUGAUGAGGGUGAAAUAGUGAACAAGUGUCUCAUCUACAGUUUCAUCCUGGAUCACGCAUAACAAAAGAGUAUCUUAUGAACAAAUGUCAAAAAGUCGUAAUAAUCUAAGGACGAUUUGUGUGUACUGUUACAAUUAGUCUGAUGCAUAAUAUUCUGCAAUAUCAAAUAAUAGCGUGUGAUAAAGUUAUGUUAUGUUCAGCUAGAUUUUCAAUGAUUUGCUCUGUUGACAUCCAUAAAAUCAUAUGUGUGUGUUAUUAUCAUGACCAAACCAGCAGAAGAUACAACAUGCAACAGGAUCCUUGCUCCAUGCUUAUCAGAUGUGUACAGCGAAGUUAUGGAUAUGAACUUACAGAUGACAGACGCUUUUAAAUUAUGACAUUUUGGCUUCAAGCAAUUAGAAAUAAGAAAUAAUGUUGCGGCCAUGAGCAAUACGAACAAUUUGUAGGAUAUAUCGAAUGAAUGCUUAGCGAGUCCGAAAUACACCCUUUAGUUUUGACAUAACCAAAUUAAAUUAGAAUUUCUAACCAAAAUAUGAAAGAUGUUACUUUUUGCUGGAACAUGUUGGAUUCACAAAGUCGGUAUCAAAUGCAGGAAGAAACUGCGUAGAGAAUUGUGAUGGCAUGUAAUGUACUUUAGGUUAAUAAUGAAACGUUUAUAAUUUACGAAACGGCUAUCAAUGUUACAUUUUGUGUUACCGUGGAAGUUGCCUUUAGUUUACAAAAUUAUUUGAAAAUAUUAUUUAUAAAUUACUUUGGCUUGUAGUGCAAAGAGAUAUCGGCGAUUCGUCAUGAAAAUAUGAUAAAGCAAAACAUAUUAAACGAAUUAAUAUAACGUUUA